AUGGCCAUUGGGCAGGUCGGCCAACACUUCGCCAUUGACCACUUGGGCCAGGGUUAUAACAGCGGUGUCAAGGACGUGAAUACGCAUCAGGACGACAGGGUCGGACCAGAUCAGGUCGGGCGCCCAGGGAUCCCAUUCCAGUCUCACAAGAUCUCCUCCGUAUACAUUCCGAAGUGCCCCGGUCACGUGAUCGUCCAACUUCGUGCGAGAGUUUCAUCGACACAUUCCACGACACUUCCGCCACACUGUGCCCAGUGCACCGGUUUCUUGCACUAUCAGGCCCUUACCGCAUCUCACAUUAUCACACGCCCGGAUCAUACGUCUCUGGGCAAGGACCGGGCUUUGGGACACGCCAAAACCGCCAAACAGGCCAAGAAAGUCGAAUUUUACGGGGUAUUCCUCCGAGCCACCAGUCAACCGACAUAUUAUACUACUAUUCAGCACUUGAAUAAGCAAGAUAACGGAUGUCUCUAUGUCGACAGGAUCGAAAAUGCAGAAAUAUAUGGCUUCUGA
Messenger RNA from Fonsecaea erecta, 513 nucleotides. RefSeq lists its product as hypothetical. The transcript is spliced from 4 exons. Lineage: Eukaryota; Fungi; Ascomycota; Eurotiomycetes; Chaetothyriales; Herpotrichiellaceae. The record is from RefSeq and is a predicted model, not a curated record. The coding region runs from base 1 to 513 and encodes 170 amino acids.